Phasianus colchicus (ring-necked pheasant) is the source of this 3255-nucleotide messenger RNA. Lineage: Eukaryota; Metazoa; Chordata; Aves; Galliformes; Phasianidae. The record is from RefSeq and is a predicted model, not a curated record.
GGGGUGCGGGUGCCCCCGGACGACGCCUCGCGCCCCGCCGCUCCCCGCAGAGCCCUUCCCGCCGCCGCUGCCGAAGGGCCGCGGGACGACGAAGGGCCGCCGGAGCCGCGGCUGCCGCUCGUCGGGAAGAGCGGCGGCGGGAGGAGCGCGACGGGCAACGGCGCCCUGGGGCGGGCGGCCUUCGAGUCGCGGCCGUCCACGCGCGCGGUGACGCGGAAGCGACGGCAGAGCGGCUCGUGGAGGGGAUACGGCGUGCACGUGGUGGCCGCGCCCGACGCCUUCGACUCGCCGGAGCGCGGCGCCCGGUGCCGCCGCGAGAUCGCCCGCUGCGCGCUGCUGUCGGCGCCGGGGCCGCACGCUCUGCUGCUGGUGACGCAGCCGGGCCGCUUCACGCAGGAGGACGAGGCGGCCGUCCGGCAAGUGUGGCGGCUGUUCGGGCGCGGCGCCGCCGAGCGCACCGUCGUGGUCUUCACGCGCGGGGACGAGCCGAGGGGCGGCUCCCUGCGGCGGCACGUGGAGGACACCGGCACCGCCGCGCUGCGGGAGCUGCUGCGGGACUGCGGGGGACGGUGCUGCGCCUUCGACAACCGGGGGGGGCGGCCGGGGGGAGGGGGUGGGGUGGGUCGGGGAGCUGCUGGAGACCGUGCCCCGCGUGCUGGGGGAGACCUGAGCGCCCACUACCGGAACGAGCUCUACGACCGCGCCGCGCGGCUCCUGGAGCUCCCGGACGUCGACUUCGAGAAGAAAUGCGAUCUCCCGGCCGAGGACGCGGAGCGGCGGCUGCAGGGGCGGUGGCACACGCGGCUCCUGGAGCGGCUGCGGUUCAUCCCGGCCGUGCAGUGGCUGCGCGGCACGCGGUGUGCGCGGUGCGUGUGCUUCUGCUGCCGCUGCGUCCUUGCAGCACUGCUGGCCCUCGGGCGCGCCCUGCGCCGUGUGCUCUCGUGGGGCUGGCAGAGCGUUAUCCGGCUGUACCACCGCUUUGUGCGUUAGCCAGCAGAGCUGUGCUGUGUGCCUUUCCCUGGUAGGCACGCUGCAGUGCUGCCCCGCAAAACACGCAGCUGCUUUUCCUCCCAACAGCACUGCAGCCCCGUGUGGGCUGCACAUCUUGGUGUGAAUACAGCAUCACAAAUUGUGAGCCUGCCGUGCUGUGUUGUGGCUUUGUCCCCAUUUGUAGCCAACAGUGUGGCCUGGCUGUGUUGGGACAGCGUCAGGGACAGAGAUGGGCAGUGGCUGUCGGGCAAUGCCCUCGUGCUGCUGGGAGAGCAUGGAGUGUCCGGGCAGAGGAAGCAGCACUCAUGGGAUGGGAACAGUGCCCACGGGAUGGGGACUGCACCCACAGGAAGGGAUCCAUCCCAAAUCAGCUGUGGUGGCAGCAGGGUGGGGAUGGGGUUGGUCACAGGACCCUCAGUGCCGUGGUCUGAGCGCUCCUCACAUCCCCACAGGUGGCGGGGUGGGCGCAGGGUUUGGGGAGAUCCAUGAGCAUGGCACAUGGGGGGACUAAAGGAUAAUUAUGGUAAUUAGUGUAAUAUUUGUGUUUUAAUUAGCACUCUGCAUGCAUCAUUGCUUCCUACUGCUCCCAGCGGCCCAGGGCGCUGUCGGCAGCAUCAGCACUGUUCUGAAAACAGCGGGAGCCACGGCCCGGACAGAACCCAUCCCCACGAGGGGCCUCUGGAAAAGGGAAGAGAAACUGCAGCUGUUGUUCUGUGAAGCUGUCAGGAGGAACUCGAGGCCCCAAGGGACCGCAGGGCUGCUGAGCUCUGGGCUCUGUCGCAACAAAAAGCGAAAGCACUCCUGCUGCUCCUGCGGCCCUCAGGAAGAGUAUCGCGUGGCCAAAGCGGAGCUGGAGUUGAAGCUGGCCAUCACCAUGGCGGACAACACAAAGGAAUGUUGAUCACGUGAACAUGAAAUGGAGGAUGGGAUUCAGCCCGGGGUGCACAAAGAGCUGCCUGGUGUCAUCGUGCACCCCUCAUUUAGGUUUGGGUGGUCCUGGGAAGCCGGUGAAGUCCCAGCUGACUGGAAGCUGGAAGACGUUGUCCCAGUUUUCAAGAACAAGAAGGAAGACCCUGGUGAGGACAGGCCUGCCAGACUCACUGCAUCAGUGGUGGAGUCCUGGAGGUUGUUCUGGGAGAUACUGAAAAAGAGCUGAGAGACGAUGCAGUCGUUGUCAGCAGCCAACACGGGCUGGCAAGGGGCAAAACCUGUCCUGUGAACUCGGUCUGGAGGUAUGACGGUCACCCACUGAGCUGCUCAUGGGGAUCCAGCUGGUUUGAUCCAGAGCUGUUUGGGUUACUGCAGUGCCUCCAUAGCGCUGCUCACAGGAUCCUGCAGGCACAGUGCCUGGCACACAGCUGGACAUGGACACGGUGUGGGGGGUGAGUGCUGGGCUGACGGCGCUGGGACCCGGGGAUAGAUGUGCUGGUGGCAGUGACUGGGGGUUCCACAGGGCUCCAUUUCAGGGCUGGUUCUCUUUAGUUUUCCCUUCAGUGACUGGAUAUGGGUUCUCAGUACAGGGGAGGAGCAGAGGCCAGACAGCAGCUGCACAGAAGGGCUCUGGGGGCUCUGGGACAGCCUGGUGGAUGUGAGCACACAGUGCCCUGCAGCCAAAAGGGCCCCAUCCCCUGGGGGACAGCAGGCCCAGCAGUGCUGGAGAGAGAAGGGACCAUUCCCUUUGCUCUGUGCUGCAGCCUGACCUCGAGCAUCGGGUGCUGCUGUGUGAGAAGGGCAUGGAGCCAUUAGAGAGCAUCCAAAGGAGGGCUGUGGAGGUGGGGAAGGGUCUGCAGGGCAAGGGGUGUGAGGAGAGCUGAGGGCACUGGGUUUGUUGUGCCCACAGCAGAGGAGGCUGAGGGGAGGCUCAUGGCCUGUGGCUCCUCAUGGCCCUACAGACCCUCGUGUCCCAAGGAGAACCCACAGCCUCUGGGUCCUUGUGCCAGGGCUGCAGCACCGCACAGCACAAUGCAGCUUCCUGUAUCCAAGAGUGUAUUGGAAGGACAAAGGUGAAGGUCUUGAAUGCAAAAGAGGGCAGGGCCUGUGAGCCAUAAAUCAAGUUCCCUGUAAGAUCUGCUGAUGGCCCAUCCUGGCAGUGCCCAAGUCCAGGUUGGAUGUGUCCUUGCAGUGGGACAGCUCAGAUGUGGCCAAUUGUGGAACAGUGCUACCUGUGAUCCCAGCACUGCCCUCCCCCUGACGCUGCCUCUAAAAGCGCUGCUGAGCUGCACAGCGGUUCCAGCCCCAGCGCUGCUGUGCAGGAGGAGAGCAGGA